GGUAAAGAAGUUGGAUCAUGAGAUCCAAGUUCCCUUAAUGUACUCAUUUCCUUCCAGUUUCUCCAACGUUUCCUUUUCCUGAAUGAGAGGAUGCAGGAAGAAGGCAAAAGCAUGGAAUGGAGGUAUUCUGAAGGGCUGUUUGCAAGAGAAUUUGGGCAGUAUCAGAAUCACCUCCAAGUUCAGAUAGACUGAGGGGUGGGGAAACCAGGCCAAAUGACUGCAGCUGGCGGUGAUCUAUGAGCAUUUUGGACAAAGCUCUCGGUCAUAGACUGAUUUUGGGGCAGUCCUGUGUGCAGCCAGGAGUUGGACUCAGUGAUCCUUGAGGGUUUCUUCUAUCUCAGGAUAUCCUGUGACAUCAGAAGUACUUUGUAUAGGCAGUGCUGAACUAAGUCAGGUUGAACUGGAGGGUGAAACCUUUUUCCAUGAGCACAGGGACUGGGAGGUGCUGGCUAAUGUUUCAGUUGCCUUUAGAAAAGGCAGUUUUUCUUUAAUGAAGCGGAGCCUACGCUAUGUUAAUCCAUGCUUUGCUCCAGUGAUCAAUGCAGGAAAACAGCAUGCUGUGAAAAUUUACCACUGUAGAUCGAUAGCCCCUAGCUACCCAACUGUAUUAAAGGUAAUUGAUGGGCUGAGGGGAUCUUGUAAACACUUGUUUGUCCCAUCAGCAGGUUUGCUUAUGUGUUUGACAGUAAGGUUAGCUACAGAGCCACUGUCAGCUGCAAACGUAUUUCUGGUUUUACGUGGGAUGGCUGCAGGAUGUGCCUUUAUUUGUCUUUUACACCAUUUGAGCAUUUCCAGUGUGAUUAGACAUCAGUAAUGAAAUGAAUUUGUUGACAGCAAAUUAUCUAUCUAUAGAUUUUUUUUAUUUAAUAAAAACAACCAAAAAACCACCCUUAUUAAUGCUGAGUGAAUUGAGAUUUGAAGAUGCAUCCAACUGGCUUUGGCUCCAAGAUGGUGUUUUAAGGGAUAAACGAUCAAGGUUAUGCAAAUGAGUGAAUUGAUCAAAACUGGUGAUUUAAAUCACUGAUUUACAUCUGCAAGAGGGAGCUUUGAUUUAAAUCAUUGAUUUUAAUCUUGUUUUGGGAUUGUACUUGCAUUAUUUUUCGAAAGACAGGUUGAUUUUCAUUGGCUGGUAACUAUUUGAGGCGUGUUUAUUUGCAAACAAGCAGAGCUCUUAAGUUAAUUUCUUAAUUUUUUGCUUUGGGCAGGAGGGGGAAUGCUUGACUAGCAGGGUAAGUAGGGCAGGAACGUGUCUUUAGGCAGGAACAAAUUGAACAAAUCCUUAUUUAAGUUCCUAAUGCUUUUAUUUUCCAGAAAUGGCAAACAAGCUCUGUAUAGAUAAGGAUUGCACAGAAAGUGAAAAACCAAAGCUCACUGCUCUGCAAUUUGUGUUUAAAUGUAGCUGCCUUAAAAUGCCAGUUAAAAACAAAACAGAGGAAAGCAUCUUAAAAAUGUUUUACGUUUUAAAACUGAUUCGUUAAACAAAGAAAGCAUUAUCUGCAGUUAAUGAACUGAGCUGUUUCUGGAUACUGUGUCCUUCAAGGUUUCAAAGUUGGCAGAUCUUUAUUCUCUUACCUCGGUUUUAUCACAGAUUAGAAGAGGAGAAAACAAGCUUUCUUGCUGUUUUUUUUUUAAUUUUUUUUUUCCACUCCCAGUUGUUUUUUCAGCUUUUCAGUGGAAAAGUCAUUGAAAUGAAUUAGAUGAAUAAACUGCACUGAACAAAAUGCUGCUUUCGUGCAAAAGCAGGCAAAGGUGUCUGAGCAGUGGUGGCUCUGCUCCCGGUGUUUGUGCUGCACCUUUCACCAGUUAAGGAGCCUCAUUUGCUUCCCUUGCUCCACAUCAGUGCUAUCUGCUAAAUAUUUUACAUGCAACUUUAAACAACGCUGCAUUAAGCUGAUGCAUCGGAGCUCAAAAUGUUAAGAGACCUCUGAAAGAAGAGAAUUCAAAAAGCAAAUCAAAAACCGCUUUGUCUUUCCUUCUGAAAUCUGUCCAAUAUGGAUACAGGUAUUUUCAGAGCAUUUCUUAUUGGCGAAUGCAAUCUAGUUUGGUAACUGAGGUGAAAGAUGUGUGAAGUUGGCUUUAAGCAUGGAAUACAGACUGAAUUUCUUCUUUUUUUCCCACUCUGAAGGAUUUGAUCUUUUCUGUUUUUGCUGUUGUGGGUUGGGUUUGUUUUGUUUAUAAUGUAGAGUUGUGUCCACUGGAAGGGCCUGGGGCCCCCAGCACAAGAAAGGCACAGAGCUUUUGGAAUGGGUCCAGAGGAGGGCAAUAGGAGGAUCAGGGGGCUGGGGCACCUCUCCUAUGAAGAAAGGGUGAGGGAACUGGGCUUGUUCAGCUUGGAGAAGAGAAGGCUCCAGGGAGACCUCAUUGUGGCCUUCCAGUGCUUGAAGGGAGCGUAUAAACAGGAGGGGGAACGGCUGUUUGUGAGAGUGGGCAGUGAUAGGACAAGGGGGAAUGGUUUUAAACUAAGACAUGGGAGGUUUAGGUUGGAUGUUAGGAGGAAGUUUUUCCCCCAGAGGGUGGUGAGGCACUGGCACAGGUUGCCCAAGGAGGCUGUGGAUGCCCCAUCCCUGCAGGCAUUCAAGGCCAGGCUGGAUGUGGCUCUGGGCAGCCUGGGCUGCUGGUUGGUGACCUGCACACAGCAGGGGGUUGGAACUGGAUGAGCAUUGUGUUCUUUUGCAACCCAGGCCAUUCUGUGAUUCUGUGAGAAGCUCAAGUGCUUUGGUCACUGUUGAUGUUCACAAGGUGAAGGAUGCAAGCAAACACAGCUUAGUCCUCUCUGUGACUGAAAACAGAAGGCUUUCACACUUCUGUGUUCUGUCCCUAAGUCAGAAGACUUAUUAUUGAAGCCUGAGAGCAAUUAUAAUGAAGAUGAAAUGAGAAUAGAUGAGAGAUUCUAUUAUAUUUAUUUCAUUAAAAUUGAUGGUAUGAUGACAGUUUGGUCUCAGUUCUAAAGAGCACCUUAAUUCCUUUGGUAAUUAACUGUUUGCUUAUUGCACUGCUUCCUCAGGCACUGCAUAAAAUUCAUGGCUAGGAAGAAAGACAGCAGUUCAAAGCUCCCAAUGCCUUCCCUUCUUCCUCUGCAGCACCAGGCCUGCUCUGAUGCUUCUUCCAGAGCAGCACUCAUACUCUGCUGAAGGACCAGCUCUGUGUUUGAAGCUGCAGAGCAGGGCCUUGCUUUUUCCUUGGCAAAAACACAUUCCUCUAAAUGCACUUUUCUCUUUUGGUACCACCUUAAAAUGCCUUCCCUUGUUGAUUUAGCUGCAUUCUGUUGUUCAGUUGGCUGUACUGUAAAUCAAAGAGAAAAGUGAGGUCACAACGUCGUGUCACUCAGUUUCGCCUGAGUUCUGCAUUGUCAGGUCGUUCAUCUGCUGCUGUUGGUGAUGCUGUGAUAAAUACCUUCCGUUGUUCAGGUGACUACAGCUGGAAGUGAAAAGAAUGAUACCCUUACCAGGCAUUCCUUACAUGUUAAGCUUUGUUUAAUAAGUUAGAAAAUAUUUGCUGUUUCUGGGGGAAAAAACUACACGAGUCCAAAGUGCUGUUGCCGUUUGGUUCUGUAAAAGUGGUAGGAGGAAGCAAUAGUAUGUCUGGUCUUAGGAUCAACUGGAAACAUCUGUUGCUGCAUCCUUGGGUACUUCACUUCUGUGUCUUGAAUUAGGUUUUAAUUCUCUUAUCUUCCCCCAAAAACUGGGCACGUGUCUGAAUACAAACUGUGAGUCUCUGGCCGAUGGGAUGUACUGAGCUGGUCUAUGCAUAUUAGGGCAUUCAUUUAGAAAAAAAGGUGAUGUGAGGCAGAACAGAAAUACUGAAUGGUAAAGAGAAGUGAAUUGAUUAGUGCUAUUUACCUUAUCCAUAACACAAGGAGUACCAGGUGUAAAAUGAAGCACAAAGGGUAUCCUUUAAGAUGUGUGCCAGCUUGGAUAGAAGAGGAGAGUUUCUUUCCAGUUUCUGUGAAACACCUGAUUGCUGGUGGUGUUACAGAGCUCAUCCCUCAAAAAUGUGGCCAUGGGAGUAAGAGAUUAGCAAUCUUUGGCUGCUGUUAAUCAGUGAGUGGGGGCACGGUCCUUGGCCAGCUGUAGCACAUGCUUUCCCUUGCUUAGGUGGACAGGCAAGCAGAAGUGGGAUGAGAAUGGGGUGAGAAAAAAAAACUGGAAGUGAGGAUAGGGUAGAAGCUGAGUAUACUGCACUAAAAAGAUGGGGAGGUGAUGUGAGUUGAGGGAGGAUUGUCGCAAUGAAAGGAAGGGGUGAAGGGAUUUGAAGUGAGACCCUUAAUAAUCCACUUGUCAAGGAGAUGUUCAAACCCUGUCUGACGGUUUGCUGCAAGGAGUUUGUUUUCUGUGUUUACUGUAAGGACUGCAAGAAGUGGUCGAGCUAAAUUUCAGCAACAAAUGAAUGGGAAGCAAGUAAUUUCUAGCCGUGCUGGAGUUUUGAAAUAGCUCGUUUGCAGAGGUUUAAUAUUCUGGUUGCUCUUCCCUGAGUUGAUGUAGGCUUUUCCUGCCAGUAGCUUCAUCUCAAUGCAGCAAUAGUUAUCUGUGAGUCAAAGUGAUCCUGCAAUAAAAGGGCCUUCUUAAUCAAAGAUGGUAAAGUCGGAGACAGUCAGUGCUUUCAGCAUUGGCAUCCUGUUCUGCUAAGGCAAUCCCACGUAGGAGGAAGACAGACACAAAAAGUGAUUUGGCUGUAAUGCAGCAAAACAAAUUCUGGCCAAAUUGUGGACUUGGAGUUAAUGGGUACACAGUGUUACUCUGCGAGCCUCUGUAAGCCUGACUGGAAAUCACGAAUGGUGAAUAACACUGAAGACCCCCAAGAGGCUUUAUAACGUUCCAUCCCCAUGUAAAGUAUGCUCAGAACUUUUCCAGUAGUCCUGCUGGAAACCAUGUCUCACUACACAGACGAACCAAGAUUUACCAUAGAGCAGAUAGACUUGCUUCAGCGCCUGAGACGUACGGGAAUGACCAGACAUGAAAUCCUCCAUGCGCUGGAAACCUUGGAUCGUCUUGAUCAAGAGCAUAGUGACAAAUUUGGAAGAAGAUCUAGCUACGGAGGUGGUUCCUACAGCAACAGCACCAACAACGUCCCAGCAUCUUCCUCGACAGCCACGGCUUCAACACAGACCCAGCAUUCUGGGAUGUCCCCAUCCCCAAGCAACAGUUAUGACACCUCCCCACAGCCUUGCACUACUAAUCAGAACGGGAGGGAGAGUAACGAGAGGUUGUCUGCAUUCAAUGGGAAGAUGUCACCCACCCGUUAUCCCCUAGCAAACAGCUUGGCUCAAAGGUCCUACAGUUUUGAAGCUUCUGAAGAAGACUUGGACAUCGAUGACAAAGUGGAGGAACUGAUGAGGAGGGACAGCAGUGUGAUAAAGGAGGAAAUCAAAGCCUUCCUAGCCAAUCGGAGGAUUUCCCAAGCAGUUGUUGCACAGGUAACAGGUAUCAGUCAGAGCCGGAUCUCACAUUGGCUUUUGCAGCAGGGGUCAGACUUGAGUGAACAAAAGAAAAGGGCAUUUUACAGAUGGUACCAGCUUGAGAAGACAAAUCCUGGGGCUACGUUAAGCAUGCGACCAGCUCCCAUCCCAAUAGAAGAGCCAGAAUGGAGACAGACACCUCCCCCAGUCACAGCUACCUCUGGGACCUUCAGACUACGGCGAGGCAGUCGGUUCACAUGGAGAAAGGAAUGCCUGGCUGUUAUGGAAAGUUACUUCAAUGAGAAUCAAUAUCCUGACGAGGCAAAGAGAGAAGAAAUUGCCAACGCCUGUAAUGCAGUUAUACAAAAGCCAGGAAAAAAAUUAUCAGAUCUGGAGCGAGUUACCUCCCUUAAAGUGUACAACUGGUUUGCCAACAGAAGAAAGGAAAUCAAGAGACGAGCCAAUAUCGAAGCAGCAAUCCUGGAGAGCCAUGGAAUAGAUGUACAGAGUCCGGGAGGUCAUUCCAACAGCGACGACGUUGAUGGCAAUGACUACUCAGAGCAGGACACUUGGCAAGUACGCAAUGGGGAGGAGGAGGGAAGAUGUUCAGAGGGAGGCAGAGAAGCAGAGAAGGUAGAAGAAGACAGGAGGAUCUGCUCCAAACAAGCAAGUUACACCAUUCACGCCACACGCAAUGAUGACAGCACUAGCCAUAGUGACCAUCAAGACCCCAUUUCAUUAGCUGUGGAAAUGGCAGCGGUAAACCACACCAUCUUGGCAUUGGCCCGGCAAGGAGCCAACGAGAUCAAGACAGAGGCUCUAGACGACGACUGAUAGAAAGAAGGGGGAGGGUCGAAGCAAGAAGUAACUUAGUUUUAGACGUAGCACCUUAGCAGACUUUCCUCGGUCCUUAAUAUGUGUUCUUACAGUAUAACUUUGCAGUUUCUUGUACGUCAGUUAGCUGUUAGGGUCUUGUUCUGUGAAGAUGGCAUGGUGCCCUCAGCCUUUGCGUAUACUCUCUCAGUAUUAAUUCCCAAUAAAUAAUCAAUCAACCAACCAACCUCCCUCUCCCAGCCCCAGUGGCUAGAAAAAUCUUGCUGCUCUAUCUUAGCAUUCAAAGUGCUUCCAGGUAUUUUAGACAGUCCUCAAUUACAAGUCUUAGGCUACACUUAAAAUCUUGGAUACCUUUAGAGAUUGUGUAAAAAUAGUCUGUAUGCUUUUCCUUCUCUGAGACUGAAAGGAUGCAAGCUGAGGUAGUGGCACAGGGUCGAUGGACACCAGACUGGGAGUAUCAACAGAGAGUAAAAAGAACACUAGAAACCCCACUUCAGCUGAUUCAGAUUUCCAGCUGCAAUAAGCUGUGCCUCACUGGUCAUACAGUGACUUGAUAUACUUUUGGGUGCUGUGCUAAGAAUGUCCAUUGGAAACACAUUCACAUAUUUCAGUUGAUGUUCCCAUAUUCAACACAGACAUCCUCUACUCACAAGCUGUGUGGCUUAGUGGAUAAGUACUGCCUUCUGCCUCUGGGACCAUGAUUGAAGCCCAGCCUGGGAUCACAUGAAAAAUGAGCUGAAUGUCUAAUGGACAACAGUCCACCUCUCAAAACCACUAUUCAUUAUUUGGCAUGGCUUGUAGUGCCUGCUCAGAAGAGGUCUAGACGCUAUUGAUCUGUCACUAACAAUUUCACUUUUUAUUCUUCCUUUUCUGUCCCCACCCUGUUCCCCUCUCCACUUUGCCACUUUCAAAAGCAAUGUUUUCCAAGAAGGUUUUAAGGUCAUGAAACGGGUGAGUGAUUUUUUUUACACAUCUGUGUAACUAAUGCCUAUGUCUAGCCCGAAAGGUUAUUCAAGAAGUUUGACAUCUGACCUUUGCUAGUUAACCAUCAUAGCAUAAAUAUUCUCCUAAAUAAGAGCUUUUGCCUUUGCUUAAAGGCAAGAGGAUCUCUUACCAGAGAAAUGGGGUGUGAAUGUUUUGUGUUCUCUUUACUCUGUCCUUGUUAAGAUGUGAGAAAGCUAUACUGCUACGAGCAAUUUAAUUAAUAAUUGGAAGCCAUACUGAUAAUGGAUGUGGUAAUAUUUGUAAAGCAAACCUACUUUAAGUAGCAGAAACUAAUGGAAUUGUUUUCCUUGAUCAUAUGUAGCACUUUUGUUACUUUUUUCUUAAAGAUAUUUAUAUUUGAUAAGUCUUUUUUUUAUCAUUUGAGAAUUCAAAAUGCCAAACAGCAAACUCGCAUUACAGAGUCACCCUGCGAUCGCCUUGUCAUCUACUAUCUAAAUGAUGAACUGUGUGUGCAUCUAAGAAAAUUACAUCUGCUGGCAUUGUGUGGAAACGAUCUCCUGGCAUCCUGAUAAAAUGAUAUGUUGCUGCCGGUAAGAGGAAACAUCUCAAUGGAAACAGCACGGGAAGUGUUAGAGACAGGCAGGACUGUGUUACAUUUAAAAAAACUGAAAAACAACAACAAAAAGAAAACCUAAAAAAAAAAAAAAACAACACAAAAAUAACAAAAAUUAAAAAAAAACAAAACUAUGUAAAUUUUUGUAUAUAGAUAUAUAUAAAAAUUUCCAUAGUAUUUCCAAAACAUUCCAUUUGUAUCUUCCCCAUUUAGGUGGGAAUAGCUGAAGAGGGGAAAAUAGCUGAAUUCUGAAGGAUGGGCUUCCUUCUUGUCUCAUCCGCUUUUGAGGGGACAGAGGGAAGUCACAGUUACUUGGUUUGUUCUCAUCCUCCCUUCCUCAUGCACAGCUAUCAGUCAGCAUCGUGACCUCCCAAACUGUGGCUCCUCAGAAGGUUUUUAGGCAGCCUAAACCCACUCAGGGUGUAGGCUAGCUUACAUCAUCCUCACAUCUGUUAGUCUCACCAAAAUUGCUUGGGUAAGUGUGGAGAUUUUGUGCUUUCAGAGGGUGCAGACCUGGCACCUCUUUGUCUCUGUAACUUCAAAGAUAAAUAGGUAGGGCUUGGCCUCGUCUUUCAUUUAUGGAUUUCAUUGGGAAAUUUAUGUGCUUUCCUUAGGUAUAGAUCACUGAAGCAGAAUGAAGCCGUCUUGUUCUGUUUUAUUGCAUUUCUUGAGUAGGCAAAUUUGUAAGUAGCAUCAGGGCAGACUCGGGGAAAGCACAGAAUUGGAUCAGCUGCCAUUGCACCAUUGCAGUUUAUUUCUUAAUGUGUGUGUGAGUGUUUUGGUACUAAGGAGUGAAAGGACAGGGAGAGCUUUUGUUCCCUAUUUUUGCACAGCAGAAUGAUCCAGCAAACUAUAGCCUUAGUGGAAUUUUACCUUAUUCAUACUGCAGUCACACACCAAGCUGACAAGCAACAUCCACGAUUUAUAGGAAGGAGAUUUUAAUAAUCGAUGGCCUCUUUAUGUUGGGAUUGCCACCACCAUUUGUCCUGGCUGUUUCAUUUUAAAAAGAACAGAUUCAAACUGUUGGACAGCUGCAAUUUUAGAAGAAAUAUUGCUUACUAUAGCAUCUUGAGAAAAAAAAAGUCAUUGUUUCAAGCGUCGCCUUUUUAAAGCAAUAGGGAAGAAUAAAAAUCCUUAUUCCGAUUUUUGGUUCAUGUGAUGCAGGAUCAGAGUAACACCCCUAAAACUGUAUGUCCAGACCAUCUGAUGUCCUUUAUAAUGAUAUAAUAAUCUGACCAUAAUUCUGUCUGUCAGUGUCAGGUAGCUGCUGGUCUCAUCAGGCGUCGAUAUCCAGUAUGAAGGUUAAUCAGAUAAACCACUUGUGAACAGCUGGAGAUUGCCAGAUCCUCCUUGUCUGUAGCUUUGAAGAUAAAUACCAGUUUGCUGCUCUCUCACAUCGUCUCACCAGAGCAAACAACAAAUUACUUAACCAAGGAAUCAGUCAUGCUGAAAAAAGAAAAAAGAAAGACAUUUGGUGUGUUUCAGGUUUCUGUCACCUUGGUUUGCACUUAUCUACAAGAGGAAUGAGGUAGGAGUAGGAGUUCAGGUGGUGCAGCAGCCUGUUUCCUUUAUUCUGAAGGUUCAUAGCAGACAGUUUGCAGAUGAUUAACAGCUUUCUGCUUUGACAGGAAUUAGCUUACGUGGAGUAGAUGCUGGUGUGACGAUGUCAGAAGACCUGCACCUGAUCUAGAGUGAUUGAAAGACUUGUGGAGAGUGUGUCCUGUGAUUUAGACUUUCUUUCUAGGUUUUCUGCUGCAGUGUGGAUGUUGCUUGCAUCUUUUUGUCUCUGGAGAUUCUUGAAAAGUAUCUUCUUGGUGGUGGCAGGUUUGGUUUUUUGGUCACAUUGCAGUUCAGUGGCAAGUUUGUUGUAGUCAACGUGGAGCUACUGCAGUCUGUCCUUGUGUGGGGCCCCUUGAAGCAGGUCUGGUGGCAGACUAGAUCUACCUUUUUGUUCUGUGAAUAGAGAGGAAAUAAUCCAAGAUGUUCCUCUUCUGUGAUGGGCACAGAUUGCUUUUAACUUUUAGAGUAAAUUCUGGCUGUUAUUUUGUGGCUCAUAAAGUUCUUAUACUUGAGUUCUUGUCUCUAACAGUCUUCUUAAAACAACAAUUUCUACCUCUACUUGUUCUUUUGUUUUUGUUUUGAAUUCUGUCUUUUUCCUGAAGUCUGAAAUCCCAGAUAGUUACAAAAGUAUUAUUAGUUGAUAAAGGAAAUAAUAACAUAGCAGCAAGCAGACAUUAUUCAUUGAUGGCCUAGAGUUGUAGAGACAUCUAAUACACUACAAGCCUAGAUAUUGUUAUAGCAUAAUCCCAUUACUCACAUGUUGGACAUGAGCAGAUUGGCCAUGAGUCUGCAGUGCACCCUUGUAGUGAUAAAGGAAUGUCACUAGGAAGAGCAAGGAAGGCAAUAAGUCCCUUCUGCUGUUCACUUCUGGGAGCCUAUCUGGAGUAUUGUGGUCAGUUUUGUACAGCAGUAAGUCCAUCAUACAGCUGCUGAGAUGAGAGGGUUGGAGCACAUGGCACGUGGUGGGAGAGCUGUGAUUGUUUGGAUUGGCUCUGGGGAGAUCUUAUUUUGCUCUUUAAUUGUUCUAAUUGCUAGUGAAUACAGUAUAGUGAAUACAGAGCCAGGCUCUUCUCAGAGGUACAUAGAAAAAGAUGAGGAGCAGUGGGCUCAAAUUGCAUUAAGAAAAUUCCAGAUGGAAUUUUCAGAGGAAUAUUUUCAUAGUGCAAGUGGUAAAAGAGGGGCCAAGAAAGGCAGUGGAAAAACCCACCCUUGGGGAUAUCCAAAACUCAACUGGACAAGAUCUGGGGUUGGAUCAGAGAUCUCCACAGGUUUCUUCCGACCCAAAUUAUUCUUUGUAGGUUGCUCCAAAAGUAAUGCCUCCUGUUUAUUUCCAUAGAAACUACAGCAGAUACGAAGAGCACAAUAACACUAUUUGAUAGAGAAAAUUCUCAGCUACAAAACACUGUUUUUCAGCAUAGCCACCACCAUUAGCUAUGUGUUUUUGCCAGUGAUGAAUAAGAGCCUGCAUGCUGCACUUGUAGAAGUCUGUACUAGUGGAGGUGACCCCCUGUUUCACAGCUGCUGUGAUGGUAUUGUUGUUAGAAGUUGUUGCCCAUGCAGUCCAUCUUUAAUCAGCCAGUAGAGAUGGAAGUUAGAAGGUGCCCAAUCUGGACUGUGCAGAGUGUCAUUGGACAGGCCAGCCAGGAAUGGCAGUGUGCUUCAUGGUCUUCAAACUAAUAUGGGUCCUGGAGUUAUCGUAUUGCAAGAGAAGGAUUGUCGCCUUCUCUGGCCUGACUGUGGAAGUUCAAGCCUUCAGCUUAGUCAGCGUUGUGACCUGACAGUCUAAGUUGAUGGUUUAUCCAUGUUCCAGGAAAUCCAGAAUGAUCCCUCCUUUCCUAUCCCAAAAGACUGUGCACAACACUUUACCAUCUGAGGACUGUGUCCUAAAAGUUUUUCUUCAAUGGGAAAUUCAGAUGUCACCAGUCCAUAUGCUGCCAUUUUGACUCUGGCUCAUGGUGGUGGCACCACCUCUUGUCACUGGUAAUGAUGAGAUCCAGGGAAAUCACCUUCAACCCUGUGUUGGUUCAGUAAGUCCUGACAGACUUGCAUACAGACUUGCUAGUGUUCUUUCUAUCCCUGUGUGAGCAUUCGUGGGACCUGUCUGCUGCAAACUUUGCAGUGUUCCAGCAUUGCCAGUGUCGUUGAAGCAGAUAUUCAGCUCUGUACACAGUUCUCUGAUUGUAAUUUGCCUAUUGGCACAGAUGAACUAAUGGAGAUGCUCUUUUUUGAGUAGUAUGACAGCUGUGCAUGGCUGUCCAGAAUGCGGCUUGUCUUUCAUGUCACUGUCACCGCUGCUGAAAUGCACUGCCCACUGCCUCCUUGUGCUUACAUCCACUGUUCUAUCUCCAUUAACAUUCAGCAAGCAUUGAUGAAUGUCAGUGAAUGCUGUUUUUUCAUCAUGGAAGAAUUCAGUUCCACAACUUUGCUUCACAUGCACUUCCACGUCAGGCACCAUUCUAUCAGGCUGCCUCUCUGCUGCCAUCUGUCACACAGCAACAGAACGUCAUGAAAUAUUGGUGGGAAGUUUCAGCCACUACUGCCAUCCCACCAGCAUCCACGUCUGAUGUUGUGAGCCAACAUCAUAAAAUAGGAGGCAUUACUUUUGGAGCAGCCCUUGUAUGAUUCAAACCUGCUCAGGUCGGGGAGUUUCCCAGUUCUCAUCUGCACAUGUUCACUUGUUUAAGGAAAUUCUGUUAUUUUGCCUACUGUUAAAAAGUUCUGUCCUGUCCUAAUAUAGAUGAGCUUUAUUUGUAGAGUCUGGCUCCAGGUUCUAAUCAAGCCAUAAGGAAUAAAUCUCAUUAAUUAUUUGCUCUGUUUACACAGUUCUUCAGGGAUAUUUGAAUUAGCUUGUUUCGUUCCUUGGCUAACACUGAACUGGUAAGUUCUCCACGUUUUAAUAACGUUUGCGCUGUAGAUUCAUUUUUGCCUUUGAGAGGAAUUUUCACUGUCUUGCUGCUGUGAGUGUAGACUUGAACAAUUUCGCGUAGCUGAAGAGGUUAGAAGAGGAAUUGUACUCAGCUUAAGCCCACUGUUGACUACUGUGAUAUGCUAAAAUUUUUUGUUUCAGUAAAUCUUCAAAUGGUGAUUGUCAGAAGAUUUCGUUUGGUAGCCUACAUCUUCUGCACUUGCUUGGAGCCUCAUGUUAUUUCCUUAUGUUUGCUGUUGGCCAUUGCUAGACAAAAAAUAAAUAAUAAUAGAAAAACAUACAAAGACAGAUUUGGGGUCUGAUGUGGAAGUUAUUUUAAAGAGAAAUCAUGAUGGUGUUCGCUACUAUGGUACAGCAUGGAGUCACUGUCCCAAGUGUCACUCCUGCCUUUAAGGUGCAGGAGAACACAGAGAUGAGUUCAAGAUUCUCAGAUCCCCUCUGUGGUGUAACAGUGAGAUGCUGCUUGCAAGGAAGUAGAAUGAAAGCAUUGUGCUGGUAGAACAUUGUGGUAGCAAUGGUAAUAGGAGGAUACUUGGACUAGAUGAUCUUGUAGGUCCUUUCCAACCUUGUGAUUCUAUGACGUCCACCAGGUCGCAGAGCCACCCAGAAGUACGUGGUACUGGUAACAGGAUUUCACUGUAUUUUUCACAUAGAUAAAACCACCAAACCAAAACUGAUGUAAGAGUUGCAACUCGAAACUGCAGCCUCUAAAACCUUUAAUGCGAGGUUCUUUUUCACUGUGUGUGAUGUCAGUUCUGGAUUCGUGCAUUUCAGUGUUCAUUAUGAAGAUUCAGUACUGAGCUGUGGAUGUUUAGUAGGGGAAUAUUUUUUUCCCCCUUUAUGCCUGGAAUUCUCCUCAUUUCAGAUAAUAAAUUUCUUACCAGAAAUUUUCUAUUCCUCCACUUGUACCAGCUACAUCACUCUGUAGCCCUCAUCCCCAAGGGUCCAUCAGCUUCUUUCAAAUUCAUUUGAUAAUUACCAGCAAAUUUUAGUGUCAAAAUAAGUUUUGCUCUUAUGUUAGGGCUUCCCACCCAAGUAGCUCUUGCACUCUUUGAAGUUCUUUGACUUGGUAAUAUUAUUUUGAAUGAAAUCUUCAGCUUGUAGGCAAUAACGUUGAGUUUCGUGUAGCAUUUCUCAUUUGGCAGGAAUCUUUAUUGGCAGGGUUGCUCUUGAAAAAACUUGCUUUAUGUUAGUGACCUAACGUAUGCUUGUUCUUGUUAGACAGCUGCAGGUUUUGUGUGUUUAAAUGCCUCUUAGUGGAGUAAUUGGGAUUGUAUCACAAUCCUGGCCAACUGAAUGGAAGUUUGAGGAGUAACUUUUUCACUGUGACUUCUUGGGAGGGAGGGUGGAUGGCCUGACCAUGAGUACCUCCAGUUCCCAAGGAGAAGAGUUGCAGAGAAGAUUCAAAAUAAAGCUUUCCCCUUUUUGCAGCUGGCCUUUUUACUCAGGAUCUUGAAGCAGCCAUUGGCCAACGGGCAUUUGGCAAGCUGAAAAGCAUCGCCCCAAACCUCUCAUUUUAGUGUCUAUUCAUUUCGUCUAAUAAAUGGGAUUAGAACUGUCCAAUUAAAGAUACUGCACAUUGAAGGAAAAGAAAGAGGCAUUCUAGAGGCGACAGCUAUAAAUUCAAAUUUAAAAUAUACAAAAGAUAUUUUUCUCCAUUGUGAGAAUUGUGUUAGAACUGGAGAAGUGGAUGCGAUCAUCUUGAGGGCUGUCAGUAAGAGGACAGCGUUUUGAUGUUGGUUUUUGUCCAGCAAAUAUCAAUACAGUUAAUUAAACGAAACUAUUCUCAGUUGCACCAGUGGAACAAACACAGGGAGAAAAAUUCAAACCUCUCAAGAGUUGUUCAUUGCUAACCUUGGCCUUAGGUUCUGUCUCUUAAAAAUAGCUUGCAGUUGUUUGUUCAUGCCUGUUUUCAUGUCGCCAUCCAUUUGGCAGAGGCGAUGCAGUAGCGACGAUGGCACUGACAUAGUUAUGACAAUCAGUACAAACUGUACUCGUUUUGUUAAGGUUCCUCUGUCAAAUGCUCCUUAUGAAAAUUCAGAUCAUACCCUCGCUGGUACUUGCUGGAACAAGUAAACAAUAUUUUUUUUAUUAAUUUGAAAUGCAGUCUGUGAUGUUUACGGUGUGCUUAUCAGUGUAGUAUUUGGGUGGUAUGUCAGAGAGAUAGAGAAGUUUUUCCGUUUCAGGUGUCUGUGGGGUAAGCUCACAAAACAGAUUUUAGUCGCUCCCUUUAACCAAGCUGAUCAAGAAAACUGACUAAUUGGUUUGACUACUGCAGUGUUGUGCUCUUCCCUGUUCUUUGCAGUGGGCUUUGGAGUGCUCCUGCCAACGGCUUCAGUGCGAGGAAACCCAACUCAUGAAGUGGAGCGAGCUGUAACAGCCUUGAUGCUCUGUAUGUACAGUGCAUCCCACUCUCAGCUGGCUUGGCACAAGGAUGUCUGCACCAUUUAUCCCCUAUUCUUGUUAAAUGGAAGCGGGUGCAUUCUGCUGAUCAAAACAUCCAGCAUGCUUCUGCUGAAUGCUUUCAGAAUGCAGGCAGGGUAAUUGGGAUGGGUAGAUAAAUGUGUAAGAGUAUGGCAGGAAAAGUAAUGGCAGCUCUUUCGAAGGGCUGGAUGUCCUCCUGACAUGUAAUUAGCUGCUUUAGAAAGAUGUGGAUUGGCAUGGUCAUAAUUAAAAGGAUUUCUGUCUUUCUGUGAUUGAAAACAGAAGAUCUUCCGCCCCCUAAUUUUCUUUAGAACCAGCAUUACUGGUGACAUUUGGAACAGCUAUACUUCGUAAACUUUAAUAAUGACCUGUUCCUAAUGGUAACUUCUAACAGCAGGGGCUGAAACAGAGUUUAGUUUUCUAUGCAAAACUACUUCUUUUCCUUUUAUGCUUUUGGGUAUUUAUUUCUUCUUAGUGGGUUUUAGAAAUAAAGCUGGUGUUUAAUUGUGUGACUGUGUGAUUACAGAUUACCCUGCGUUGUGGUUGGGCUCUUCUUGACUUGUCACUUGUUUGUGGAGAUGAUAAGGAAGUUUAGCCGUGGUCUGGGACUCCCCUGAUCUGCUCGUGCUGUUUUUACCCUGCCCACAGGUGGAGAAUGCCAAGCACAGGUAGCCUUCAGUUUCCAAAUUAGAGCUGGCUCUUCUGUGUUUCUGGCUUUUCUGUGCCACUUCAGCACAUCUCCUGUAUGGUCUCAGUUUGGAAGCGUUGCCAGCAGUUGUUGCUGAGGGUAUUGCUGUGUUGUCCUGAAGAUGUCUGCAGUGUCCUGACCUCAUGGGUGGCAUCCCUGCCCAUGGGAGAGUGUUGGAACUAGAUGGUCUGUGAGGUCCCUUCCAACCCAAGCCAUUCCAUGAUUCUGUGAUAUGAUACGGUCUAGCAUUACAAGCUAACUCACCUUUUUGUUAAGAAAUCUCAGAAGAGCCUGCAGCAUGGUAUUCUUCUGUACUGCAGGAGAGGAGCUGUGCUGGUGACUUACACUAACAUCACAAUCUUUCCAUGAUAACGUUGCUAGAUUCUGCAAAAGCAUUUGUCAUAAAGUGUUGUGUGCCUUUCUGUUUUGUUUAUUUGUGAAAAACAGUAUCUGUGGAUCUGCCUUUAGCCCUGCAGAGCUUCUGCUCCAUAUUUGACCGUAAACUUCUUGACUGUAUUCCAUAGUGAUACUGUCCUGCUGUACGAGGUGAGUUUCUGAAGCUUUUUGCUGUGUAAAGAUGCAUACAUGGAGUUAGUAAAAUUUAGCAAAGAUAGCAGGUUCCUAACUUCAACAGAUUUGCAAAGAAAUGAGGAACCUUUAACUUAUUUAGGCUCUUACCUGAAUCCUUCAGUUACUUUUCAGCUUCCUUAUAGAGCUACUUCUGCAAAUCUCAUCCAUUGUCACUGUGGUUCAGAACAGACCUAUGGGUCUUGGGUACUUAGUUCUUCCAGAGCCAUUGCCACUGGUAGUGCUUACACUCACAGUAGCAAUGGUAGGAAUUUCUUUCCUAGGACAGGAAUUUUUAGACACUAACUUGCUGCUGUCACUGGUCUCAAUUCAUCUUCCUAUCUUUUUCUCCCAUCCCUUCUCCUUAACUAAUUAAAGUCUUCCAUGUUAUGGCAAGAUGGCAUAUGUAACUUAAAUAACACACCUCUGUAAUUAAGAGGUUGGCAUCAGCCUUCUGAGUUGUAUUUUACGUCAUUUGAGGUUUAAAAACACAUUUUGCUGACAUUUUAUUUACCAAAUCACUCAAGACAAAGACAUGAUUAAAUUAUCAAUUAAUAUUUCUCACCCAAUAUAUUCCAGUGAGAAUAUUGAGCAUAUAUUGCAUUCCUCAAAGUGCGUUUGACUUUGCAUUUUUUUAAUUGUUAUUAUAUUUUAAGUCUGCCUGCUGGUAACGUUGCUGCUAUCUGUCUCUAACAGUACUGUAGUGACAGUGCUCAAAAUGUCCUUCAGAAGCCAACCAGAGCCAGGAAUUCAGAAUAUCAACUCAAUGACCAGUUUUUCCCAUAGCAGGGUGCAAAUUUAUACUUCAUGGCAAGUAAGCAGAUCUUUUCAAGACCAAAUGACAGGGACUCUCCCUUGGCACAUUUGAGCUGCCUGUUGUUCAGAAGGUUUGGUAAGAUUUUGGUGUGAAAAGUAGCCAUGAGAGCAUUUCACCUUUCUGUGUCGUUUGGGUGGUCUGAGUUUAGGUGGAACUACAUGAGUUCUGAAUGGCUGGAUGAAGCAGAAUGGAGUUUGCAUCAGACAUGGAAACUCAUGUGAUGUGCAGGGUCUCCUUUUAGCUGGUAGAUUGGUCCCUUCUGGCCUUAAUUGUUAAACUUUGAUUCCAAAGAGGUUGACUUCUACUCUUACAGCUGUAACUUGUUCGUAGUAUAUAAUAAUUUGUUGAGAUUUGAGUAGUAGAGUGGUUCUCUACAGUAAGACCUCCUUCAAAAUGUAUGACUUUCCAUCAGAGGAAAUGUUGUGCCUUAUGUCUCUAAACCACGUCAAGUUCCACUUAUGUAUGAUGAAGACCUUUUUACUCUUUGUAUUUCUGCCAGGAUGAGAAUCAAGCGAACGCUGUUUUGAUAGAAGGUGGUUUAUUGUAUGCUGCCAUAUUACUGAGAUCUGCUCCCAUGUCUUACAGAUUCUUCCCAUCUGUCCUUCUGAAACAGCAAUACGCUCUUCCAUACCCAUCAGUGUUCAGCAGCUAUGGUAGCUCUGGAACAACAUCGUUCUCUUCAACCAUUAUUUUUGCUUCUUCUACAAAGAAAGAAGAACCCAACCAAAAUCCAGAGCAGGUCAAUCUGAAUUUCUAAUCCUAAAUUUUCUUUGCUAUUUGCUGAUUGAGCAUGUGGAUACGCGAAUCCCAGUCGUUAUGUUUUCACUGUUACCCAGGCACAUUCCACAUGAAAUCAUUUCACAUGAGAAAGCGUUGGUCUGUCAUGACCAUUUCCUGUAGCUGCAGUGGCUCAAGGAACUGUUGAUGUGAAUGCUUUUACCUGUUGCCAGAGUGCUUCAAAAAUAUCACAGCCACCACAAGUCUUCUUGCUAAACUCAUCUCUCCUCUUUCCUACCCUGAGCCUCUGUUUCCUUGAAGGAAUUCCAGACAAGUAUUUGAGCUAUACUUCCUUCAGCGGCUCUGAGCCUUUCACUUCCCUCUGGAGCUGAUUCUUGUUGGUACAGAAUUUGUCACACAUAUUUGUCCCUAACUGUAGUUGUGUUUCUUUUGUCUUUCAUCCAAGCUCUUUCACACCUCAGUAAUCCUAUUUUACCUGGUGUGCGGCUGGUUUUCUUACACAGACAUGCUCUGACCUGAACUUGGUGCUUGUCUGGUCUCCAGCUGAGCAAUGGAUGUGAUUUCCAUGCUGAUAACAAACCAGUCUGCUGUAAUACUGAAGUUGAGGUUUUUCAGAUCAUUUGAGCUCUUCACUAGCUGAAAGACCCCAGGUGUUUUCAGCAUGGCACUGCUCCUCCCUUCCCUCCCUUUACUUUUGAUGCUUAGAUUAACAAAUCAGGGAAACAGUAACUUCUAAGUAUGAUUUUGUUUGUUUUUAACUGGGAAGCCUGGUACUGGGCCUUGCACCUCAGUAGCUAUUCCGUGAUAUUCUAGCAAAUUACUUGGGAAAAUGCAGGUAUGUCACAGAUACAGCCGUUCUUAACGAACUAAUUGGGUGUUUCUUGCACAUGAUUAUGGUGCUCAGGUUUACCUGUUCUGUUUAGUUCUGUGCUCUUUGGUGUCUGUUGCUUCUCCCCCUCCUGGUAGGACUAACUUGUUGCUUUCUGUGCCCUUUGUCCAUCUUCAGUGAUUUCUGCCAUUUCAAUUUCACUCCUCUUGUUUCUCAUUCUUGUCUUUUUUCUCUACAGGCACUUUAUUACCUUCACAGCUUUGAGCAGUGUAUUUAUAGUUAGUUGUUUCCUAAUUCCUUUAAUACUUCAGUCCAAGUCGACAUAGAUUCAUCUUUCCUUUUGCCUAUUAGAUGGCACUGUAUCAGUUGCCUACUUGAAGUUCAGAUAUAUAUUAUCCACAGUAAAGUAUAAAUAUGAAACAGUCUCCAGAGUUCACUCAGACCAUUUAAAACAAACAAAAAGAACUCAUAAAUUCAGUCCUUUUACAGCAGGUUUUUCAUCAGCAGCCUCCCAUGUGAAAUAGUGUAUUUGCAAUUGCUGGACCACGCUCAGCAGAGGGACGAGGUAGUAGCAUUAUUUUUCUCCAACGUUUUGCUCGCAUUUAAUAUUGGAAGCAGUGUGAAUUGGUGCCGUUGUUGUUUCUGGUUAUGUGUUGCCACCUGCUUUUUUCACGUGAGUUUUUGGGAGGGGUGGUGCGCGGGUUUUGAGGUUGGACUCGAUGGUCUUGAAGGUGUUCUCCAACCUGAGCCGUUCUGCGACCCUGCGGCUGCGUUGCGCUGUGUGUGGCGCCAUUCCUGCUGCGUGUCGUCGUGUCGUUCAGCCAGGGCCUGGGCUCACCUUUGGCAGCCGGAGUAGCUUUUGAUUUCUUUAAGUUGUUUUACAUUUGAAGGCGAUGAAAAAAAAAAACUUGAAAUGAAAGGACUUCUCUGAAUAGAUACAGUAAUGAAAGUGGAUUGGAUUUUGAAGUUCCCGUCCUUCAGUGUUGUCCACUGAACUUUCUUUUUGGCUUGUGCAUGAAUUCGUGUUGAGACUUGAAGCUUUUGACUUAUUUCUCGGUUCUCCGGGGCCAGAGCCCUGCUUGUUCUUUGGAGAGGGGACAUGUUGCAUUUCAUCCUCGUUGCCGUACAAACCAAGAAGCAGAAAUAUUUCUGUGCUGGGAUCCUGCCGUAGCGUUAGCAGUGCCGUUCCAAAUGCCAGCAGCAGCAGCUCCUCCUCCCUGUGCCAUCAGGGCGGCUCACGGGGCUGAGGGCAGCACGUCCUCCUGCACCAGGGGCUCUCACUGGGGGAGCACCUGGAAGUCAGGCGUCGCACCCUGCGCUGCCACCGUGGGCAGAGCCACCAAGGACAGGCUUCUACCUUAAGGAUGGUGUGGGAGUGACAGAUUCAAACCAGGUUUAGUUCAACAGUGGUUCUGUCAAAGGGUGACAGUUACAAGUGGGUUAUGUCCGCGGGGAGCACUGUUUUUUGACAGAUAGCCUUGGCUGUCUCCCCCUUGGUCUCUAUGAUCUUCCCAAGGCUCAUAAAAGCCCAGGAAGUGUGAAAUAUGUGCAGUACUUUUUUAAUUAUUAUUAUUUUUUUCUUAGUGUCGAUUUAAAAAGUGCCUAAGUGAGUAACAGGACUCCAGAGUGAGCUGGAGAAAUAGGAUCAGACCUCAUUUCCCUCCUAAGAGCAGAGCCCUCGCUGCGCUUCCUCCGGAGGAGCAGUGAGAGUCUGUAACCCUGCAGAAUCCAGCAGGGAAGAAAUCCCUUUCCUCAUGCUGCUCCCUCAUUCUCCAACCUAAAACUUGUUGGUGGGGAACUUCUUAGCAGACGGUGUUUCUCAGCCAAACCGUGGCAAUCUCUGUUUUAGGGUGGAUGGGAAGGAGGGGGAAGCUCGGGCAGAAUUUGGUAGGAAACUGCUUCUGGGAUUCCAGGUGCAAAUGGCUUUGUGCAUUCAUCUCAUGUCUCUGGAUAACCCCACACCUGAGGUUCUGGAGUGGCCGAUAUCCAUAAUAACCCCUUCUUGGAAUCACAGAGGCGGUUUCUUCCUUUAUUCUUAUCUAUUUCUAGGCUUGUUAGAGCGGACCUGCUAAACAUUUUGUCAGAAUAAUGUGAUGAUUGGCAGGUGGUUAUAACCUUGUAAAAAUGAGGAUUUUAAGUGGGUAAAAUAAAAGAUAUCAAUGUUAGUUUUAAAAAGUUGCAUUAAAGAGUUUCUUCUGACGUAGCGAAAGGAAAUAAAACAAGGGAACGCUGGUGAGAUGCGUUGGUACCACUGGAGGGUUCCGAAGAUGAAAGCAACCCAUACGUAGAUGUUUUAUUUUUCAUGUGUGACAAAGUGUUGUUUUCACCGUGACAACUUAAUUACAUGUGAGUUGGGAAAGCCUAGGAAAUGUUGUUGGCAGGGGAAGCCGUAAGGGCAUCUCUUGUGCAGAGAACAGAAAGCGAGCUUGUAGGAUGUCGAUGGGUGUUGGUAUAAGCAAUGAUCAAAGGAGAAUCUAGUGCUGGGGUGCUGAUGAGAACAAAGUGCUCACGGAGCCCCGUAGUACAUUGGAUGCAGUGCUGUCCCCCUGCUCCAGAGAUGCCUUUUUUUUGACUGUGAUUUUUUUCCUAAACAAAGUGAUUGUCGGUAACGGUGGUCGCAAUCGAAAAGAGCUUAGCAGCGAGCGUGUCCAACCCAGGGGUGACAAGGCAACGGAACAGACGGGGGGCACAGAAGGAGAAUGAGGAAAGCAAAGGCCCCAGGCUCUGUGUGACAUGCUGUGGGUUGGGAUUUCCAUUUUGGGGUUCUGUGCACCCUCGUUUUGCUGCGUUGGGAUAGGAGCGCCGGGCCGGCCGUGCGCCUCGAGCGCCGUGGUGAACGUGAGCUGCCGCUGUCGCACGUGGGGCAGCUGCGGUGCCUGCAGUUCCUCCCCACGUCUCCAGCUCACCAGUAAGCAGGGAUGAGCUGUGCCAGCCCUGCUGCUCCUGUGGCUCCGUCCCUUUGCGCUGCCCAUGUCCCCGUUCCCCGCGCCGCGCGCCCCGCCGCCAGCCGCUCCUUGUCUCAUCUGCUGUAGGUGUUGUGCCUACCUCAAGAGGUAAACAUGGUAUCCUGGAGUCACACUUCACUCUGUUCUUUUUUACACGAGCACUAGCGCGCACACACUGGAAUGUAUAUUCUCCCCCACCCCAAAUAACCUCGUGACCCGAUCCUUGCUGUAGCCACCACCAACUCCUCUUGCAAAUUGGAUGCUGCUUUAAAUGUGAAAACAAAUGUUCGAGAAGCUAUAAAACCUGAAUGAAAGCUAAAGCUGAAUUUAUAAAGCCUUGUUGCGUAUGAGCCAAAAGUGCAAAAAGCUCUAUAUAAUGAACUAACCUGCCACUCAUAUAAAUAUAAAUAUAUAUAAAUAUAUUAAAAUCAGACUGUUCUACAAAAUUGUGUAUUUGUAUUUUUGUGUACGUACAAUUUUCUGCUAAGCAGAAGGAGGAUGUAGUAUAGGAUGAUGUGAGAAGAGAUUUUGUUUAAUCAUAUUUCUUUGUUACUUAUUUUUGUUAACAUCCAGAUGCCUGUCUUUGUCUUCUGUAUAUGACACUGUUCCAAAGGUGCAGUAUCCCUCUCCCACCGUGUCCCAGCCCUCUCCUGCCUCGCUGGGUGAUGCUCCUCGCCGUGGCCGGGCUGCUCAGCCCAUGGGCCACGUCCAUGCUUUGCAUUUAGUGGAUGUGCCGUGCGUUGCUGUUUGCCACCUGGUGGGCCUGUUCUCUGCAGUCUCUUUGCUGUGGUCCUCAGCAUGAAAUUUCAGGAAGAAACAAGCAGCAGUGCAGACCAGGAGGGAGGAUGAGCAGUAAGCAGGCAGCCAAGGCAGGGAGGCGGCGCUGUGCGUCACAGGGAGCGAAUCUCAGGUACCACCAGCAAGCUGCAGUGCACUACUGAGCGACCCCACAGCUGCCAAAGUGGUUUUGCUGUCAGCAGGGCGGGUGGGCAGCAGUGCUGGUGGGGCUUCGGUGCAACCUGCAUGCAUUGCAGCGAGUGGUGGAGCAGCCGUGGCGUCUCCCUGUUCUCAUGGCUGGGCGCCCUUCUGGUACUGAUGGUUAGGAAGAGUUUUUCUGAAGUCUUCUCUAAGUCACUGCAGUGAGCUGCGAGAUGCUGAUCCAUCCCUGGAUGUGUGUAAAACCAUUUGGAUGUGGUGCUCAGGGACACGAUUUAGCAGAGAGCUGUCAGGGUCGUAUGGUCAGGUUGUGGUUGGACUUGAUGGCUUUGAAGGUCUUUUCCAACCAGAGCAAUUCUGUGAUCUUGUGAGUGGAUCUGCUCCAUGUUUUGCUGCAAGGAGAGGGGAGUCAUUUUGUCACUUGGUGUUGGUCCUUAUGAGUUACAAAGUGGAGAAGUGCCUGGGGAAGGUCCAAGCAGAGCUGGGUAGAACAGGCUGUGGUGGAGAAUAACACAAAGCUCUGCAAUUCAUGUGAUCCGAAUUUCCCUUCCCCUUCCUUGCUGCAAACCCUGGAGGCAAACGGGUCCUUUCUGUGCGCUCCCAUCUGCAGAAUGAAGGUGACAGUUCUUGUUUGUCCCAUCUUCCUUAGGCAGUAGGUGCUUCAGAAGCAGCAGCUCCUUCCCUCCUGCCCUUUGUGCCCUUUUUGCUUUUUCUUUUAAUUUCUAACAUUGUCUGAACCGAAUUCUGGUCCAGGGAGAGCGAUACUGCACCUUUCCAUGUAGGGCUCAUAUUUAUAACAGUGUGUAAUGACUGUAGCAAAAGUCCUUGUUUCUGUAUGUGAAUGGACAGAGAAACAAGUGCUCUAUUGUAUUGAUUAAAAUAGUUAAAAUGAGUCCUGUAUCAUUGUAUCUCCUAUUCUGGAUUAGUGCCUUUUGGACAGUAGACUGUUCUGUAAUUAAAAUGUAGUAUAACUGCUUUUUUGUACAGUUUUGUUUUAAUAAAACUUUUUUUUAAUUUGUGUUUAUUUUAGUAUUGUACCUCUUAGAAAAUAAAAAUGUAUAACUCAACAAAGACAAAGCCUCUGAUGGUCCUUUUUGGCUGAGGGUGGCGGCAGCCCUGGAGCAGCCUCAGGCACGAGCAAAGGAAAACACAUCUCCACAGCUUCAACAUGUAGAACAACGAACUCUUUGGAGGAUGAGGGAUGGCCUCAAAUUCCUGGGUCCCCCACUUUGUUUUUUGGAGAAGAUGGGGAACAUUGGACAGUGAUGGGACAAAGGGGAACGGUUUGAAACUGAGACAGGGGAGGUUUAGGUUGGAUCUUAGGAGGAAGUUUUUCCCCCAGAGGGUGGUGAGGCACUGGAACAGGUUGCCCAAGGAGGCUGUGGAUGCCCCAUCCCUGCAGGCAUUCAAGGCCAGGCUGGAUGUGGCUCUGGGCAGCCUGGGCUGCUGGUUGGUGACCUGCACACAGCAGGGGGUUGGAACUGGAUGAGCACUGUGGGCCUUUGCAACCCAGGCCGU
This is a messenger RNA of Lagopus muta (rock ptarmigan), 23735 nucleotides long. It is a transcript of the gene HMBOX1, whose product is annotated as homeobox containing 1. The transcript has 11 exons. Gene Ontology annotation, molecular function: double-stranded telomeric DNA binding. NCBI's taxonomy places the organism in Eukaryota, Metazoa, Chordata, Aves, Galliformes, Phasianidae. The record is from RefSeq and is a predicted model, not a curated record. Gene Ontology annotation, cellular component: nucleus. Bases 4832 to 6229 code for a protein of 465 amino acids. Gene Ontology annotation, biological process: positive regulation of DNA-templated transcription.